AUGCACAAAUCACUGGCUGGACUGGUCCAAGUGUAAUAGCUACUGCUAGUGGUACUGCAACGGGAAUAAACCAAGAUGAGGAUACAGCUACCGGUACAACAAUAGCAACAUUUGUAGCUACGCCAUCGGGAGGUGAUUCAAUUGCUAGCUACGAAUUGUUAACAACGGGCACGCCUUUUGAAAUUUCCUCACCUGCGGGUGUGUUGACUUUAUCCACAGCCCUAGAUUUUGAAACUACAACCACUUAUACUAUUGAAGUGAAAGCGACGGACAAUAAUGGUACUCCAAAUUCCGGCACUGCGACGCUAGUUAUCACAGUCACUGAUGUUAAUGAAGCAACACCAACGUUUAGUGCAACUUCUUAUACUGUUUGCGUGACAGAUGCUUCAGCUGCGGGUACAACUGUCACAACUUUCUCUGCCACUGACGCAGACACAUCUGAUACCAUAACCUAUUCGAUCAAUACUGGAAACACAAACACCGACUUCGAAAUUGCAACAGCAGAGCUAAAGGUCGCUACUGGGAAAACGCUUGAUAGAAACACAACAGCCAGCUAUACACUUGUCAUUCAUGCUGAGGAUAGUGUCGCUACUGUCAGAACUGGGUCAGCUACAUACACAGUCAACGUCCAGACGUCAUGCAGCAGCGGAGCAGCAGCUUUGACCAUAACAUUUAUUACACUUUUCCUGGCACUCAUAUCGUCUUUAAACUAAUACUUUAAUGCUUCAUUGAAUAAAACAACCGCCGACAGCUACAUAACAGGCAGACUAUACCUCAGACAUAAUUUUUCUUCUUUAUUUCUGAAAAAAAAAAUUUUAGAUUUCUUGAUACUGUUACGAAAAAAAACAUACACAUAAACUUCUUUUGCUGAUUUUUUUUUCUUGAAAAUUGGUGUAAUUUAAGUAAAUUAGUUUUUGGGACGGAAGUCAGCAUGUUACUGAAUUUACAUAUUUUUUAUACCUUUAAAAUACAUUACUGCAUGUUCAGUGCUACAUCUAACAUCUAACAGGCUGUCAUUCAAAUUUUAUUUCACAUAUUUCAUACAAUUUUUUCAAAGUCAAAAAUAUGGAUUUCUGAGACAUAGUGUGCCUUCAACUUGAAUUAAAAGUGUAUAAAACUGUAUAUCAGCUGCAGAAAUUUAUAAUUUGAUUUUAUUUAAAAGGAACUCUGUCUUAAUUACCUGUAUGAAAGCUACAUGUUUAUUUUUUUUAAAUGAUAACCGCAUGCACGAACUAUUUGCCUAAUAUUCAAAACAAGACUAAGAUAGCAGCAUCAUAUUUAAUUCUGUUUCCGUACACUUUUCAUUCAGAGACAUUUACUUUUAUACUGUUUGCUGAGAGUGAGACUAAAAAGUUAGUACUUAAGGUGAGAUGACUCAUCCAGGAUGUUGAUGACUUAGUAAGAAUCAGUAGAUGUGCAUUCGCGUUAGCAUUAUAAAUCUACUGGCAUUUUCCUGACUAGGACUAUGGUAUACAACGAACUGUCCAUUAUAUAAUAAAAGUAGGAAACAGUUAUACGAGUGUGUGUUGAAUGGUACAUUCCUUCGUCGAAUCAAUCAAAACGCGUAAAAUGACAGUCAUAUGUCACGUGUAACGUCCAGUGUGUCCACACAAAGCAAUGAUAAAGCCACCAUUUGAGUGAAACAUGAAAAUUACUGUCUUCAAUGUGAAAUUUGAACGAUAAGAGAGAGUGUGUUAUGGCUGCUACAAGGUUUGAUGCUGUGGAGAGUCUACUCCCUUUCGUACUGAAUGUGUGCUGUGUAUUUAUAUCUUAAUCUUUUUUUAAACAGUAAAAUGAUAUCUGUGAUGAGAUUCUUUACCGUAUCGAUGUUGGAUUCAUUUUACUAUUGAUAUAAAAACAUGUAUUGUUAUGCCAGCAAUUUGUUUAAAAAAUGUAGAAGCAUGUACAACUAUAAGUAUUGACAGCUGACAUUACAUUUUUCCCAAUAAGAUCGUUUGAGACCUUUUUGUUUCAAAUUAUGAUAUACAUUUAGAUUACUUAUCUAUAAAAACUUGGUAUCUAAAAUAAGCGUGUUAUACUCGCAUUGUGUAAACAACCAAAAUAUAAUUUCAUCUGCCCUAAGUAGGUUAGUGUUUUUAGAGUCGAAAUCUGGCAACUUCUGGCUUGCGGCCUGACUGGUAGAGUUAUGCUGAAUAACAACACUAUCCUUUACUUUUUAGUUGAUAUUAUCUUAAAGGCAUUAUAAAAAAUAUCAUGAAAAUAUAUAAGUGAAAUAAAAUGUUCUUAAUCAACUCGUUUUUUAUUUGAAAUGACUAAAUGUGUUAUCAAUGGAAUGGGUGAAAAAUAAAACAAAACAAUACAG
Ruditapes philippinarum (Manila clam) is the source of this 2323-nucleotide messenger RNA. RefSeq names its product protocadherin beta-15-like. The annotation marks the transcript as partial. Gene Ontology annotation, biological process: homophilic cell-cell adhesion. The record is from RefSeq and is a predicted model, not a curated record. Gene Ontology annotation, molecular function: calcium ion binding. Gene Ontology annotation, cellular component: membrane. Lineage: Eukaryota; Metazoa; Mollusca; Bivalvia; Venerida; Veneridae. The transcript is spliced from 4 exons.